Mangifera indica (mango) is the source of this 736-nucleotide messenger RNA. Its product is annotated as histidine-containing phosphotransfer protein 4-like. Gene Ontology annotation, cellular component: cytoplasm; nucleus. The record is from RefSeq and is a predicted model, not a curated record. The transcript has 6 exons. Lineage: Eukaryota; Viridiplantae; Streptophyta; Magnoliopsida; Sapindales; Anacardiaceae. Bases 35 to 505 code for a protein of 156 amino acids. Gene Ontology annotation, biological process: cytokinin-activated signaling pathway; phosphorelay signal transduction system; phosphorylation. Gene Ontology annotation, molecular function: protein histidine kinase binding; histidine phosphotransfer kinase activity.
UCUCUUCUUUCCCGUUUCAACAAAGUUUAACACAAUGGUGGGAAUUACACUUGAACAACAGCUCAGAAACCUCCUUCGCUCCUUGCAUGACCAGGGUAUUCUGGAUUUAAAUUUUGAGAAUGUUAGGAGAGCACGGGCUCGAUGGGAUUCUCAGUGUCUUAUCGAAGCGGUCACUGCGUUGAUCGAUGAUUUGGAUGUUUCCAUGGCAGAAACAGCGGGGCUCAUGAACUUGGAUGAACCCGAAUUGGACUAUGAAACUUUAGAUUGCUACAUUCAUCAGCUGCAAGAAAGGAGCGCAAGCAUUGGUGGUUGUCGGAUGGUUGUGGCUUGUCGUAACUCUCAGCAAGCUAUUGAUGCCAAGGACAAGGCAAGGUGCGUAGAAACUUUUGAGCAAGUUAAACAAGAAUAUCAAACUCUCCGCGAUGCCCUUAAUAAUUUUUUGCAGCUGGAGAGAUAUAUCAUGGCAUAUGAGAAUCGAAGAAAUGGCGCACAGGGAUCCGCUUGAAAUGGAACUAAGGACAUGGUCAAAUGAUAUGAAUAAAUGGACUUAAGGACAUGGAAUUUGUUUAAGGAUAUUUUUGUUUUAUAUUUGCGUCUGAACAUCAAUAGUGCUUUUGUUGCACAGUGUGUUCGAUUUGAACCUAAAUAAUAUGCAGGCCACCUGUAGGACCUAAGUAAUAGUUUUUUGUUUGGAAGGCUUAAAAAUGUGUGAAGGACUUCUUUAAACAAAUUGAAG